Molecule: messenger RNA, 2235 nt
Organism: Suillus paluster
Lineage: Eukaryota; Fungi; Basidiomycota; Agaricomycetes; Boletales; Suillaceae
Exons: 6
Coding region: 267-1994 (575 amino acids)
Molecular function (GO): protein binding
Source: RefSeq, a predicted model, not a curated record
UUCAUUCGUCUGCAGCGGUGAGAUCUCUGCGUGUUAUCCACCGUAAAAUGUAUUUAAAUGUUACUGACAAUGUCUUGUUUAUCUACCAUCAGGACACGUUAAACCUACGUAAAACAUAUCUUGCCAUCUGCUUCAGCAAACAGUCAAAUCAGGCGCCGCGGCUAUCCUGUACUCACACGACAGGAGUCCAAUAAUCCCCCUCCAGUUCCAACCGGUGUAUCUUCUAUUUCACUCUCACAUAGCUUGGCUCUUCAUCUGGGGUCACCAUGCCUGCCAAGUACUCCCACGUGAAGAAGAGGACGACGACGAAUCCCAAGAAAAAGACUGGUAGUACGAUCCAGCCCGGGAAAGACAGCAAUCGCCACAAAAAGCUCCCCAAUCAUAUUGACAAGACGAUCACCAAUGCCAUGUCGGCAGUUUCGCAACUGGAGCGUGCCAUCGCGAAGAUCUUCCUGAUCCGCUUCGAGCAAGAUAUCGCGCGCCUGUUUUCAACACACGUAUUCUGUGUCGCUCUUAUUCACUUACCAACGUUUAUGAUGCGCUGUAUUACCGUUUGCGGGCCCAGCUGGGUCGCAUAUAAUGCAGAUUGCGAGGAGAUCAAGGACUUUUUCCGUUCCGUCGUCAGCAUGGACCUGCGACAGGCUGGAGAGAGAGUCUCGACGAAGAGCGUCUUGUGGUCUUACACAGCUUUGAGAGAAUUCGCACUUUCUAAUAAUGUUCCUGUAUGCCGGAAGCGCGGCUUACAUUCACUUCGUUUACUUCCUCACUAUGACUCGCUGAAGGUGCACUUGGACUCCCUGGACUCAAUGCCGCACGCGUCAUUUACUAAACCUCCUCACCUCGGUGCUCUCACGGAGGGCUUGGGGGCCCUCGAAGAAGCAUGCGAGUUAAAAUACGGGGAAAAGUCUCCGUUAAGGUCCACCCCUCCUCCCGGAUGGGACCAUCAGUGGCACAUAAAAGUACGUAUGGGGUAUGAGAGGCUUGCUCAAACUCUCUGGCGUGUGGCCCGAGAAUUUGAUGUCAGCGGAUAUGGCUGUGUACUUCGGGAGAAGCUUACAACAAAGUGGUGCGAUUGUGGAUGCUCUACGGAUCACCUUGGUGAGGUCUGUGAAAAGACGGUACGGGAAGACGAGGAAGGAAGCGGUGUAAGGUCUGGCAAGCAAAGAGAAUGGGAUGGGCGAGGGAGCGGAGUUCUUGGCUGGGAGACUGAAGAAGAAGAGGACAUAUGGGAUAUCGAUCUUGAUUUUGGCGGGAGCGACUCUGAAGAAGGGGAGGGCUUUGGGUCCGAAAUGACCAUUGCUCAAAUGAUGGAAAUUAGGUUCAUCAAAGCAGAAAGAGAGAAAGAAUUUGGUAACACCGCGUUCCGGCGAGGCGACUAUCAGCGCGCUGUAAAACACUACAAGGCAGCACAUUCAAUUGAGCCAGAAUUGCCUCACUACCAACUCAACCUUGCAGCGGCCCAUCUAAAACUGAGCAAUUGGCUUGAAGCUGAAGAAGCUUGCACGAAAGCCUUGGGACAGCAUCGAAGCAUAAAAGGCUAUUAUAGACGCUCGAAAGCGCGUCGAAUGUUGGGUAAGCUAGAUGACGCUGUGCUGGAUUUACGUGCAGCACUCAAGAUACAGCCUUCAAACAAUGAAGCACUGGAUGAAUUGCUGUCUAUCCUUCCGCCCGAUGAUUCAUCACGUUUAGCUCCUUCGUCUUCAUCCCUUGCGACGUCAUCCUCCAGUAGUUCACCAGCCCCCCGAAAUGCUAGUUCGCUAUAUGACCACCUGCAUUUGCCCAAACCGAAGCAGCUAAAACAAUUGCCGUUUGCUCGGUCCAGUAAUGAUGAUAAGAAGAUCAAGGUUUCCUCGAUCCCAGUGUCCUAUGAAGUUCCUAUGAUGCCAUCCGGGAAGACUGCGACCGAGCUAAAGCCGAAAGAUCUGAAAACGAGGACGGAGUCGUUCAUCUUUCCAAGUUGGGAGAAGUAUACGGUUAGGUUGGCUACUGGUUGAACGUGCGCGAGGUUAUUUGUUCGAGACUGUAUGUUUUGUAUGCAGGCUUAUUUUUGUUGCCACUUUAUGAGGAUCAUGUUGGUUUGGUGAAUAUUCUACCUCUUGUCCUGCGUUCGAUGCACGUGGAGAUUGAACCGAGCUGUACUCUGCAAUGUAUUACACAGCCACAAGUGUCAUACAUCCCUGUACUUAUGCAUUUUCACUGGAACAUUCAGCAUAAAUUUGUAACUCGUAAUUGCCU